This is a messenger RNA of Aspergillus wentii DTO 134E9, 542 nucleotides long. RefSeq lists its product as uncharacterized. The transcript is spliced from 3 exons. Gene Ontology annotation, cellular component: extracellular region. NCBI's taxonomy places the organism in Eukaryota, Fungi, Ascomycota, Eurotiomycetes, Eurotiales, Aspergillaceae. Gene Ontology annotation, molecular function: ion channel inhibitor activity. The record is from RefSeq and is a predicted model, not a curated record. Bases 121 to 294 code for a protein of 57 amino acids.
AAAUAGCCCAUUGAGCUCGCAGGUAGUCUACAUCAUUAUCAUCAUCUUAAAUUCAAAGAUAACUCAGGUAUAUCCAGCAAUUAUCUUUUACAAGCCCACCUUUUUAUCUAAAUUAUCGCCAUGAAGCUCCUUAACCUUAUUAUGCUGUCUCUGGUAGGCAUUGCUGCCGCUGCUCCAGGCCUAGAGAAGCGCUGUGACGAUGUCUUGAUGACCUGCAAAACUCAUGAUGAUUGCUGUCCUGGACUUGCCUGCACAGGCAAGAUUACGGGUAAUUGGGUUUGUCAGCCUAAAUAAUAAUGCUAUCCUCACGAAAGGGCAGUGAGUCAAUUAUGAAAGGACUUGAGCAGAGUUUUUUGAUAUCGGUAUUGAGCAAUCAUGCAUGUCGAGAAACGGGUGCCAAGUCACCUGCCCAAUGGGGUCUAGCACAUUCCCAUAUCAUGUAGCUCAGCUCUAUUGGUUUAGAAUCACUAAGAUACAUCUAAGUACAUCAAUUUUAUGGUCGAAUCCACUUGUUUCCGUAAAUUUACAAAGCUAUGGGCUGG